AUGGGCCGCAACAAGCCGCGAUCAAAAGCGGUGGAUGUUACGAAGAGUCUACUGCAGCCAACGAGCAUCACGGACCACAUUGCGGUCCAGGUAGCGGCAAACAAGGUCAUCCAGGUAGCCGAGGAUGACCUCAGCCCCACACAGGGCAGCGAGGCUGCCUUCGCUCUGCGACGCGAGGGAAAGUUGGAUGCCUCCAUGAAGCUGUGUCUCAACUGGCGUCAGGGUAACUGCCAUAACCAUGCCGCGUGCUCCUUCGCCCACGUAAUUCCGUACUUUGGCGUUGCCGGCGACGAGGGUGAUACCCCGAGAACUCCGGGCAAGCCAGGUGGUUUUAACGUCGACCCUGGCGGUGGAGCCAGCCCCAGCAGCACUGCUGCUGUGGGUGAGGGAAGUGGACGCGGCGGCAACGCUGCCUCCAACGCGCCGUGGCCGCAGAGGUUUGCACCGUCUUCCUACUCCGCUAUAACAACCUUGGGUCAGCAUGUGGAGGAGGAGAAGACUGUGCCAGUGGCUGUACCUGUCUCGGUAGCGGUAUCAGCGCAGCUUUGUGCUAACUCCGCCGCUGAUGUCAAACCGGAGGUCGCAGAGUCGGCUGACAUGACAGAGGUUGCGCCAGUGGCGCCGUUCUCGAGCACUUCUCCAUCCCCGCCGGCGGUGGUGUCGGCCGAUAGGCUGCGCUCCAUCUUGGUGUCGCUCACGGCCACUUUGGCGAGCAAGGCAGGCAUGGGCUCUAUCACUGACCCUGCCGAACCUGCUGAUGCAGAUAACACCGACGACAUCACCCAGCCGCAUUCUGCGUGGCUCCGAGAGAUGGCCGAGCGCGCGGAGGAGGAGGAGGAGAGAGCGACAUUGAGCGAUGGAACAUAUUCCUGGCAACAGCCCCUGAAGGCGUCGAUGGCAGAGUUCGUGGGAGUAGCCGGCAAGAGCCUACUAGGUGAGCCCCUGUGGCAGGAUGGUAGUGCUGUGGACCUCUACCGCUCACUUGCCGGCCGCGCUGCUGCAGCCACCACGAUCGCUAUGCGUCGGGGCUGGGAGGCCGGAGAGUCGCGAGAACAGGAAGAGACGGUGGGCUACGCCGCAAUUGCCGACCCUCAUGUGUUCUCCACCGCGCCGAUGCCGACUGAGGUCAGUGGUGUUGACCCUUGGGCAUCUCACCUCACCCUUGUAGACUUGCUGUUGGAGGGAGCAGAGGGUUCGGGCGCGGGGAACGGCAGCAUCUCACUGCCGCCCCUCUCCUAG
Molecule: messenger RNA, 1239 nt
Organism: Leishmania braziliensis MHOM/BR/75/M2904
Lineage: Eukaryota; Euglenozoa; Kinetoplastea; Trypanosomatida; Trypanosomatidae
Exons: 1
Coding region: 1-1239 (412 amino acids)
Molecular function (GO): metal ion binding
Source: RefSeq, a predicted model, not a curated record